Nyctereutes procyonoides (raccoon dog) is the source of this 1523-nucleotide messenger RNA. It is a transcript of the gene ATPSCKMT, whose product is annotated as ATP synthase c subunit lysine N-methyltransferase. Gene Ontology annotation, molecular function: protein-lysine N-methyltransferase activity. The record is from RefSeq and is a predicted model, not a curated record. Gene Ontology annotation, cellular component: mitochondrion. The transcript has 5 exons. Lineage: Eukaryota; Metazoa; Chordata; Mammalia; Carnivora; Canidae. Gene Ontology annotation, biological process: regulation of mitochondrial ATP synthesis coupled proton transport; positive regulation of proton-transporting ATP synthase activity, rotational mechanism; peptidyl-lysine trimethylation. The coding region runs from base 15 to 791 and encodes 258 amino acids.
CCGGCUCCGAGCAGAUGGUAGAACCCACUUCCGGAUUUCCGCCCUUCCCUCCUCCCGCGCACUCCCCCCUCGGGACGCAAGACGCAGGAAAUCUCGCGAUGGCGAGAGGAGGCGGUACAUCCCCUGAAAUACUUGAAGAAACUCAGUUGGGAUGUGUUCUACCUACAAGUCUUGGCACCAACAGUUUGAAGAAAAGCAGUUGGGGAUUUUUAUUUACUGGGAUUGUUGGUGGGACGCUGGUGGCGGUGUAUGCUGUGGCCACACCAUUUCUAAUACCAGCCCUCCGAAAAAUUUGUUUGCCUUUUGUACCUGCAACUACAAAGCAGAUUGCAAAUGUUGUGAAAAUGCUGCACUGCAGGAGAGGAUCCCUGGUUGACAUUGGUAGUGGCGACGGGCGUAUUGUGAUAGCAGCUGCCAAAGAAGGAUUCACAGCUGUUGGUUAUGAAUUAAACCCAUGGCUAGUUUGGUACUCCAGAUACCGUGCUUGGCGAGAAGGGGUUCAGGACUCUGCCAAAUUUUAUAUAUCAGAUUUGUGGAAGGUUACUUUUUCACAGUACUCAAACGUCGUUAUUUUUGGUGUGCCUCAGAUGAUGCUGCGGUUGAAGGAGAAACUUGCGCUUGAACUUGAGGAUGACGCCAGAGUCAUUGCCUGCCGAUUCCCUUUCCCUGGCUGGACCCCAGACCAUGUCACCGGGGAGGGGGUAGAUACUGUGUGGGCCUAUGACAUCAGCACUCUGAGAGGCAAGAGGCCCCAAGGACCAGCGCACACCCAGUCAGUCACUCAAAUGUAGACUUUUAUCAAGCGUGGUUUCCCAGGUGUUGGCCGUCUUCGAUUUUAUAGAGACUUCCAUCUGUGUCUUCAGCAAAGAGUAUAUUUUUCUUCAGUAUGGAAUGAAAAACUACUGUUACUUUCCUUAACUUUUGGAAGACAAACAGAAGUUAAGAGCAGCAGGUAGAUUUAAGGUCCCCUUUCACGGCGUAUUCAAAAAAGUGGUCUGACUUCUUUCCAUGCACUCAGACACAUGAAAAUAUGAAUGAGUCAUAAUCACAUCGACGUGCGGGGAAGAUGUGAACAGCUUUUCACAUAAUAAAAAAUACGACUUAAUGCCAGAUGAAAAGAAGCACUUUUUAAACAGGGUAUAUUUAUAGUUUUCUCCAACUUCAUUCAUCCUUAAGAUUUAUGUCUUUUGUCUAUUUCAUGGUAAAACUUUCUAAAGGACGUAGGUCCUCAUAUUCUAUAACAUUUAAGAAUAUAUAUUUCACAAAUUAAGAAUAAUUUGUUCCAAGGCUAGUGGACUACUGUUUUUUAUUGAAUCUGAGAUGUAUGUGUGUGUACAUGUGUGUGUAUUUGUGUCUGUAAUCAGCAGUAAGUUUCUAGACAGGCUUCUGGUGGAUUUCUGCAGGCAUCAGACUAUCUGCAAAGGCAUAUUUAACUUGCCAUUUUGGGUUUCUCCUUUAGCUUCCCAAGAAUUAGAUGAUGCCUGGUCCCACAACCUCAGAAUAAAAUGGACCAUUUCACAGAA